AGAGCAGCGAAACCCAGUAGACGUGCAUAGAGCCAUAAACCCCCAUUACGGGCUCACGAAUAAAAGUGGGAACGCAUCCCGCCUCCCAAUUCCAUCUCCUCUCUCUCUCUCUCUCUCUCUCUCUACAUUUCGCGCUCCAUCUCUCAGUCAGUGGCAGUGUGGCGCCGUAAGCACUGAUCGGUGGCAGCAGCAAGUAUGGGCGGGGGAAGAGGUGGGAACAAGCGAGGUAGGACCCAGAGAAGGCAUUUCAAGCAGCACAGAGAGAAUGUUUGGAAGCGGAGCAAAUCAGAUAAUCCUCCCUCCGAUAACUCUACUUGGGAGCCCUUUGCUACUGAAAACAUCGCCUUCAAUGAAUACUACAAAGAGCAAGAGAUAGUUCCUGAGGAAGAAUGGGAUAUUUUUAUGAAGGUGCUUCGAAAGCCAUUGCCGGCUGCCUUCAGAAUAAAUUCAAGUACCCAGUUUUUUGAGGACAUCAGGUCUCAGUUAGAGAAUGACUUUAUGAAAUCUCUUGCUUCUGAGGUGACUGAUGAAGGAGAAGUGGAGGCAAUUAGACCAUUGCCUUGGUAUCCCGAGAACCUUGCUUGGCAUUUAAAUUUUUCCCGUAUGCAGCUAAGGAAAAACCAGACCCUUGAGAGGUUCCAUGAAUUCUUAAAGCAAGAAAAUGAAAUUGGAAACAUUACACGACAAGAGGCCGUUAGCAUGGUACCUCCGUUGUUCUUAGAUGCGCAUCCAGAUCAUUUCGUUCUUGAUAUGUGUGCAGCUCCUGGUUCAAAAACAUUCCAAUUACUUGAGAUGAUACACCAAUCAACAAAACCUGGAUCACUUCCUGAUGGAAUGGUUAUAGCAAAUGAUGUGGAUGUCCAAAGAUGUAAUCUUCUCAUCCACCAGACAAAAAGAAUGUGUAGUGCCAACUUGAUAGUUACAAAUCAUGAAGCCCAACACUUUCCUGGCUGUCAUCUAGACAAAAAUUGCAUAGAUGCAUCUGAUUUGGGAAACAAUAAGGAUCCAAAGAUUAAUAAACUCCUAUUUGAUCGUGUUUUAUGUGAUGUUCCAUGUAGUGGAGAUGGCACUCUUCGCAAAGCCCCUGAUAUUUGGAGGAAAUGGAAUGCAGGAAUGGGUAAUGGGCUCCAUCGCCUCCAAGUGCUGAUAGCCAUGCGUGGUUUAGCAUUGCUUAAAGUUGGUGGUAGAAUGGUUUACUCAACCUGCUCGAUGAAUCCAGUCGAGAAUGAGGCUGUGGUUGCUGAGGUUUUGCGGAGGUGUGGGGGAUCUGUUGAACUUCUUGAUGUCUCUUCUGAGCUCCCUCAAUUGGUUCACAGGCCAGGUCUUAAGAAAUGGAAGGUCCGAGAUAAGGGCAUUUGGUUAGCUUCUUACAAAGAUGUACCUAAGUACAGAAGAGAUGGCAUUAUGUCAAGCAUGUUUCCUUCAGGUAGAAGCUUCAAGGAGGAAAAGACAGUUUCUGAUGGUCCACAUGAAGGAAUAGCUCCAUCUGACAAUACUCAUGAAACCGGAAAUCCAAAUAGCUCAGCAAAUGGACAUCAGACUGAUAACAACAUAGAAUCCAAACAAGAGAUUGGGCAGUUGGAGAGUUUUCUGAAUCAGAGUGAUGUUUCAGAUGAAGAAAUGUCAAGUUUUCCUCUAGAACGUUGCAUGAGAAUAGUGCCUCAUGAUCAGAAUACAGGAGCCUUUUUUAUUGCUGUUCUUCGCAAGCUUUCAUCUUUGCCUGCCACUUUAGGCAAUCAUACUUAUCAGCAUGGACAGCUUACCUCUGAGAACCUUGACUUACCCAAGCAGUUACCUGAUGAGAUCAUUAAAGAUACAAAUGGGUUGGCAAUUAAUCCAUCAGAAGAUGGUGCAGAUAACCAAUAUUCUGAGACAACUUCAGAUGUUGAUUUACGGGAUAAACCAGAAGGUGAUUCAGGACCUGAUUCUCUUGGGAUUUGUGAAGAAGGCAAUGAACCAGAAGAAACUCAAAAGGAUGGGAGUGGGGAGACUGAUCAUGUAAGAGAAAAACAAGGCAAGGGAAGAUUACAGAUUCAAGGCAAGUGGAGAGGAGUGGAUCCUGUUGUCUUUUUCAAGGAUGAAGCUACCAUCAGUAGCAUAAAGGAAUUCUAUGGUAUUCGAGAAUCCUUUCCUCUCAAUGGCCAUCUUGUCACAAGAAACAGUGAUACACAUCAUGUUAAGCGAAUUUAUUAUGUCUCAGAGUCAGUUCAUGAUGUUCUCAAACUGAAUUUCCAUGUUGGACAGCAACUUAAAAUAACCUCCGUAGGCCUCAAGACAUUUGAGCGCCAAACUUCAAAGGAAGGUACCUCCUCAGCAUGUGCUUUUCGGAUAUCAUCUGAGGGAUUACCAUUACUUCUUCCAUAUAUCACCAAACAGAUCCUAUGUGCUUCCCUAGUUGACUUCAAGCACCUCUUGCAGUACAGAUCAAUCAAAUUUGCAGAUUUUGUUGAUGCAGAGUUUGGCAAGAAGGCAUCAAAUCUGAUGUUGGGUUGUUGCGUAAUAGUGCUGAAUAAAGGAGAUCAAAUAAGUUCAGAUCCCAUUCAAGUGGAUGCAUCAACAUUAGCUAUUGGAUGCUGGAAGGGCAGGACAAGCGUAAGUGUUAUGGUGUCAGCAAUAGAUUGCCAAGAGYUACUCCAAAGGCUUUCUGUACAUUUUGGAGGCAAAGAGGAUUCUUUAAUGCAAGAAAUUAAGCCCUCAAUCGUGCAGGAAAAGGCAGGACAGACCAUGAAUUCCGCCGAAGUAGACCGAGAGUCUGAAACAGUUGCACAAGCAAUUGUUGGUUGAACUAGUAUAUCAUUCUUCUAGUGCACUUUUCCUUGUAUAACACAUCCAAAUUUCUCUUUCUAUUAUUUUUUGCUAGUAGGUAUGGUAUGGUUAAUAUGCCUAGAAGGUUGAGUUAUUUAUUCCAGCACUGCUACAAGGAAGCCAACUGUUGUGCUGACAAAUUUGCUAACGUGGCAGAAGACCAACAGAUUAGGCUUAGAAUGUUUUGAGAAGAUCCCAAGCGAAUUUAAUCAAUUUAUCUCAUGUAUGGUCACGGACAUUAUAGGAUGUCAUCUUCUCAUUAGUGCUUGGUUUAUUUUGUAACUUAAAGGAGCCAUUGAUUGUUGUAAUGGUAAAACCUCUAGCAGAGAGCGUAAGAGUGCAUGUUGAGAGAGAA
Messenger RNA from Nelumbo nucifera (sacred lotus), 3160 nucleotides. RefSeq lists its product as uncharacterized. Lineage: Eukaryota; Viridiplantae; Streptophyta; Magnoliopsida; Proteales; Nelumbonaceae. Gene Ontology annotation, molecular function: RNA binding; tRNA (cytidine-N5)-methyltransferase activity. Gene Ontology annotation, biological process: RNA methylation. The record is from RefSeq and is a predicted model, not a curated record.